AUGAGGCACAUCAUGACGCCUUACGAUGACCCGCCCAUUUACCAGUUGCCGGAAGAGUUACUGCUACACGCCGCCUCUUAUCUUCCCGACUCGGCUGCACCCACGUCCCUCAAGGACCUAAGUCUCACCCUCGAUCUAAAAACGAUUUCCAUUGGUACUAUCCUGCGUCUCAACGGUCGUGGGUGUCUACAGGGCGCCGAGAACCUUGAUGAUCUAGCCUUGAGUGUCUCGAUACAAUUUGCAGAUCGUCCCCUCGUUGAGAAGGCGGAAAUCCAACUCAGUGACCUUUUCGAAGCUCUCGACUGCAGCCGGCUACGAAGCCUCAAGAUGCAGCUUAUCAACGACAGCUAUCAUCUCACUGACGACCGGGAUACCCAGCUUGAUGCUGGCUAUCUCAUAGAUCAACUUGAUAGCAUGCGAGACAGUCUAGAAAGGCUUGCCAUCACGCAUGAGAUUACCGAUGACGACUCGGAUUUAGAGUGGCUGCUGGAAUUGUUGACGAACCAAAAGAGAUCGUUUAAACACUUCACCAACCUCAAGCAUCUCACCAUUCCACAGUUGUUCAUUUUCAAUGCGGAGUCGGAUCGUUUCCUGGAAGACUGCUGCCAGCCGAGAGAUUUGCCACCAAAGCUCGAGACGUUGGAAAUCCUGUACCCUCAAUCAGACAUAGAAGACUGGGUACAGGUAGAGCGCUUCCAGCCCUCAGGGUAUCAAGACAAUCCGGCUUUAGGCUUUCAAGCCAAGCUGCCCUCGGCUUUGCGGAGGAUCACAUUGACGUGUCGCGACGAAGUUGGCUCAUCUGCAUCGUCCUUCACGAAGGACGUAGAGGCGAUCUGGGCGGUGCUGUCGUUUGAUCUCUUAAUUGAGACGUAUGUCUUCUGUCAGACCCAAGGAAAUUGGUACAACUUGAAAGACUUGCGCGACGAGCAAGAUGGCAUAAAUGAGGAGGAGACCGACAGCGAUAUGUCAGCGAUGUUAUUAGCGCAUUCUGGACCUCAGGGAAAAUCGACCGACAGCGAAGAGGAAACGACUGAUAGUGGAGACUACGACGAAGAAUCGGACGAAGAAUCGGACGAAUAG
Alternaria ventricosa is the source of this 1080-nucleotide messenger RNA. RefSeq lists its product as uncharacterized. The coding region runs from base 1 to 1080 and encodes 359 amino acids. The transcript has 3 exons. NCBI's taxonomy places the organism in Eukaryota, Fungi, Ascomycota, Dothideomycetes, Pleosporales, Pleosporaceae. The record is from RefSeq and is a predicted model, not a curated record.